AUGAAGGUUUUCAUCUGCCUGAUUGCCUGCCUCAGCCUGGCCCAAUGCGGAUUCAUCGGAGAAGGCGGUGGCUGGUCAUACGGAUUAGGUGAUGCCGGUGCCUGGUCAUACGGAGGAGCUGGCGCCCCCACCAUCGUCAAGGUCAUCAGCGAGGAGGCUGGUUAUGGCGGCGGCGGUUGGGCCGGUGGCUACUCCGGCGGCUACUCUGCUGGCUAUGUCCAUGCUCCCGAGGAGGUGAAGAUCGUCAAGGUGAUCAGCGAGGCGGGCCACGACCAUGGCCAUAGCCACGGCCACGGCUCCGAGGUUAAGAUCAUCAAGGUCAUCGAGGAGGAGGUUCACGGCCAUGGCCACGGCCACCACGUCGAGGAUGUGAAGAUCAUAAAGGUGAUCGGCUCCGGUGGCCACGGCGGCUGGUCCUCCGGUGGCUACGGAUGGAAGUAAACAGAUCCUCGCAGAUUCCCGGACAGCCAAGCGGAUCCCAGUCGCUGAUGUCAACUCGCUUGUUUUUGUUGUCGGAGUUGUGCGGCGAUGUUGGCCUUUUGCGAUGCUCGAAGUUAGUUUAAGGUAGUGCACGCGUUUUGUGUGUGCGCUUAAGACCAUUACUUUUUUUGCUAAUACACAAGGCAGAGAAAUACACAAAGAAAAAAUGGAGA
This is a messenger RNA of Drosophila erecta, 653 nucleotides long. Its product is annotated as keratin, type I cytoskeletal 10. Lineage: Eukaryota; Metazoa; Arthropoda; Insecta; Diptera; Drosophilidae. The transcript is spliced from 2 exons. The record is from RefSeq and is a predicted model, not a curated record. Bases 1 to 441 code for a protein of 146 amino acids.